CAUAAAAUUUCACAUUGAACGUUAACGUUGUGUUGGUGGGGUAUUGACAUUUCUGAAAAAAGUCGUGUCUGCGGUAUUUUCAUAAAUAUGUGUCAUAAUAAUAAUAAUAACUAAUAUUUUUUCUAAAUUAUGUGUUAGUGUAAUAAUCGGUUCUGUGUAUGUUCGGUAAUAGGACUAAAACUAGCACAAAAUGGACGCCAAAAGAAAAUUAUCAACCCAAGGUGAUUCUUUGUACGAAGUGUUAUCGUUACCAAAAACGGCGACUAGUGAAGAGAUCAAGAAGACUUACCGGCGUUUAGCACUUAAGUAUCAUCCAGAUAAAAAUCCCAAUAAUCCGGAAGCCGCGGAAAAGUUCAAAGAGGUGAACAGGGCUCAUUCUAUAUUAAACGAUACUACGAAACGAAAUAUAUACGAUAAUUACGGUUCGUUGGGUCUCUACAUCGCCGAACAGUUCGGAGAAGAAAAUGUCAAUGCCUACUUCGUCGUGACGUCUACAUGGUGUAAGGCCCUAUUCUUCGUCUGUGGAAUAUUAACGGGCUGCUAUUGUUGUUGUUGUUUAUGCUGCUGUUGCAACUUCUGUUGCGGAAAAUGCAAGCCUAGACCACCAGAAGAUACUGGAGACUAUCACACGUUAAAUCGAGAUCAGGGUCCAAGUUCGGCACAACAGGUUCACACCAUCCAACCAGGUAAAAGGGAUGAUGGAUCUGAUGAUGGUCGAGGUGGUGAGACCUCACCGGUGACGAGCCAGCCUUCUCCCAAUAGAAGUCAAAACGCUCCUGUAUAUGCUAUGCCACCGCCUCCAGCAAUGGGGGAAAGUGCCGCGCUAAAUCAAGGUGAUGUUCCAGUUUAUACGCCUGAUUUAUUCACCAAACAAUAGAGGGAAUAAAGAAAAAAAGGUAUAGAAGUCGCAGUCGGUCUUUUAGGUACACGACUUACCGCAUUUCUGUCCCGGAUUGUUUCGCGGUGAAUUAUGACUUAUUUUAUAUACCAAUCAUACAUAUAUACAAACUAAACAUACAUGUAGGGUCAGUAAGAAAAUGUGAUCUGUUCUCUUUGCCUUUGUUUAUGUAAUCUAAUGGGUUAUUGGUUACAUUUUGAUAUGCUUUUCGUUUUUGUUAUUUUUUAUUUUUGAGACGCGAUGCAACUAAAAAAUGAAACUUCUCACUUACCAUAAUAGAGGUCACACGGUUUCCUUUUAUUCGUCAUUCCACCAAGGUAAAUAUGCAAAUAAAAUAGUGACAAAUAUGUACUGAUUUACCCAAACAUGUGCAUUUGUUUUAGAAAAUAUACAUACAAUCAUACAUACACUGCGCGUCAUAGAAAACGGGCACCCUAAAAAAUGGGUCAUUUUUGAUGUCGCGUAUCUCCUAAACCUGUUGUCCGAUCUAAGUGAUUUUUUCAAUAUGUUAGAGCCUUAUUCUUUGUUAAUAUCCCUGUAAUACUAUUUUUGCUAAACAGGUAAAUUUUCAUUGUAUACCGAGUGUACGAAUCAAACUGUGUUUUUUUCUCAAAGUUCGCAACACCCUGUGGGAUAUUCUAGCAUUUAUAAAAUACUAAAAUUGAAACCUGACUAUAGCCUCAGGUUUUCUUAACAUUCUGUUUUUUUAUUCAUUCUCUUAUGUUGGAUAAUACAAAAGUUAUGUACUUUAACAACUAGUCAUGUUCUUCAUCAGUAUAGGUUGUUUGUAAAUAAGUGCGACAAACUUUAAAGGGGCAAUUCUGCAUGAAAAAAUAAUGACCGUUUGCUUUAUAAACUUAUGUCCGCAAAUGCUUCGUUUACGAGAUACGGAAUGUUAAAUCUUUUUUUACAUACUGACGAUUUAUUUUAUUGCCCUAAAACCGGUUGAGAUAUGCAAAUAAAAUUUGGUAGGUUUUAAGAGAUAGUUAUUGCGAAUUUUUUGACUUGGAAUUAAGAAUUUUAUAUUCACUAUUGGCGUGCAUGCGGGUAAUAUGACCGAUCAUAUUACCCGUAUGCACGCCAAUGGUGAAUAUAAAAUUCUUAAUUGUAUGUCAAAAAAUGUCCACCCACCAAAUUUCAUUUGCAUAUCUCAACCGGUUUUAAAGCAAUAAAUAAAUCGUCAGUUUGCAAGAAAAAAAUCAACAUCCCGUAUCUCGGAAACGAAGCAUUUGUGGAGAUACGAUUAUAAAGCAAACUGUCACUAUUUUUUAAUGCAGAAUUACCCCUUAAAGUUUGUCGCACUUGUUUAAAAACACUCUGUAUUGAAAAAGAACAUGGCUAGUUGUUAAAGUACCUAACUUUUGUAUUAUCCAACAUAAGCGAAUGAAUCAAAAAACAGAAUGUUGAGAAAACCCGAGGCUAUAGUUGGGUUUUAAUUUCAGUAUUUUACAAAUGCUAGGAUAUUCCACAGGGUGUUGCGAACUUUGAGAAAAAACACAGUUUGAUUUGUACACCCGGUAUACAAUGAAAAUUUACCUGUGUAGCAAAAAUAUUAUUACAUGGAUAUUGACAAAGAACAAGGCUAUAACAUAUUAAAAAAAUUACUUAAAUCGGACAACAGGUUUAGGAGAUACGCGAACUCAAAAAUUACCCAUUUUUUAGGGUGCCCGUUUUCUAUGACGCGCAGUUUAUAUUAGAAAAUAUACAUAUAGGUACAUAUAAUAGUAAUUUGAUUGAAAUUAGCAUAUUUUUAACAAUAACUGACCAAGCGCUGUUUAAAAAUUAUUUUUGAUAUCGACGGAUGUAAUGGGCAGUUGUUAAAUUUGCAAAAAUAAAAUUAAUUUUUUUGGAACAGUUCCCAACUCACUUACUUCAGAGAGAAUCUAACAACCAUGGUUAGUUUGAAUAAUGACUUCAAAUUUUUGAAAAAUAUCCUUUCCAGUAUUAUAUUAAACCAAUUGGCAACAUAAUUUAAAUGCUUUUAUUAAUACUGUACUUUGUAAUAAUGACAAUUUUGAUGAAUCGUGCAGCAAUAGACAAAAAUGGGUAAUUCAUACAAUGAUAAAAAUUACAGUCCACAAAAUUAUACAAAAGUACACUGACCGUACUAGUCCCUACUUGAGUUGGAAGGGUCUGUAUCAGCUUCUGACUUCCUUUGAGCCUUGUUCAUUUACCGCCAAGAUAUGGGAGACUUCACGCCGAUCCAGGCCGACCAUAAAUAAAGCGAAAUAACGCUCUUUUACGUUUCGUUGAUUCCCAUCUUUAGUUUUAAUCUUUUUAUAUUACAUAUUUUCUAUUUCUUUUGGCAUGCCACGCCACAUUCCGUUGGAAUCCAGCUUUAGAUAUGGAUAAACGAUAGACGAAGACGGGUAUAGUAGUGAACUCUUUACUUAGUUUCGAGUGUUGUGGCUAUGUUUAGUCCGGGAGUCAUUUAUUAAAUAGAGUUAGUGAAUUUUAUCCACUGUUGGACAACUAUAGUCGGUUGGCUAAACUCAGACACAACUGGCUAGUGAUUUUAGUAGGUAAUUUAUUUGUUUUUGGCUAAUUUUGCCAGAAUUGGCAAAAUUACUAACUAUUUAGUAAUUAUUAGGUAACUAUUUAGUAAUUUUUUUUUGCCAAUUUACGAAAUUGGCAAAAUUACUUACUAAAAUCACUAGCUAGUUGUGUCUGAGUUUAGCGAACCGACUAUAUAAAAUUUUCAGUAGAAUAUAAAUUAAAUAAUAUCAAAUUAAAGUCAAAUGUUUUGUUUAUCAUUUAUAAAUUCUUAUUCGUCCCAGAUUCAUGGUAAACCGGACACACCUAUUGAAAACUAUUAAGUUUCUGUUAAUUUGUCAUGAAAAACCUCACGUAGCCAAUUCUAAAUUUUGACCUUUUUUACUGCACAUCUGACCUUCGCGGGUUUUUUAGUUUAAUGAAUAGUCAAAGAUUGCAUACUUUCUUCUGUUAUUGUCCACAAGUAGCCAAUUAGUCAGUAGACUUUUAUUUUUAUAAACAAAAAAAGUUGGUCUUAGGUCAUAAUAUUUUUUUUUUGCCUCUCUCUAUUUCAAAUGAUUUGAUGUCUCUGGUGUUUUUUAAAUGAUCUGAAUUUGUUGUUUCGAAUGAUAAAAUGAGCAUGCUCAAAUGAUAACCGAUAACCCGAGAACGUAGUCUCCCACACUUUUGACAAAUAAAAUAAUAGCAGAUAAUAAUAAAAGUAUGUAAUCAUUAAUACUAUAAUCAAUAAUAACAUUCCUUCAUUAGUAAUAUUAUAAUUGAUUAUAAGUUAAACAAUUUUACUUACAAUCGGUUAGUAAUUUAUGGAUUUCUAACCUUUGAAGUAAUCAGGAAGCGACUUGAUUACUUACUUUACUUUCCCAGCUAGCCGGGAAAGUACUUUCCCGGCUAGCAUCUGUCACUUUUCUACCUGCAAAUGUCAAUGUCAUUUUUGAUUAAAAGAUGGUUUAGAAAGAAUAGAAUCCACUCAACAUUUAUUUAAUUAAGAAACAACAACAACAGUAACAAAAAGAAAACUAUUUGGAAUUAUAAAUAUUAAUAGUUACAUUGGAAUUAUGAUUACUAUUAACGGUUAAAGUAAGACCGUAUUGCUCAAAAUUAUGAGUUUCAGAAAUAGAUGAUGACGCCGACGUUUCUGGAUUUUCUACAUGAGACAACAUAUUAUUAUUAUUUAUUAUUGGUAGAUUGUGAGUAUUAGAAAUCCAUAAACUACUAACUGAUUGUGAGUAAAAUAGUAUACAAACCUCGCGGGAACUCAUUCUAGCCUCGCGUCUGUAGUUUACCUCGGUGCUUCGCACCUCGGUAAACUACCUUGCCGCUUGGCUGAAAUAGAGUACUUUCCCGCUAGAUAUGUAAUAUACUAUUUUGUUUUCAUUAUUAUUGUUAUUUCAUUGUUGUUUUAUUGUUAUUAAAAUAUUCUAAAGAUUUAAAUUGAAAGUAGGAAAGUCUACAGUGAUGAGCGCACUAAUAACUGGCAAAAUAACGCAAAAGAUGGAAACAUAUUAACCCUUAACUUGGCGCGCCUAUAACCGCUGUAAGAAAAAUGUUUUUGCUUACUGGAUGUCAUUUUUAGAGGGCUCCAUUAUCAGAGUCAAUUGCAGUUUUUUUUCUAUUUUAAAUUUUUUGACAUUUUAUUGACAUUGUAUCCCAUAAGAUACACUACUAGGCGUACCGUACAUUACAAUGUACCUCGCAAGACACAUUGCCAGGAACACUAUAAAACAAGUACUGAUGCCCAAUAGAUACAUUGCCAGGUUAUUAAAAAAAUACCUCCGUAUCUAGAAAGAUACAUUGCCAAGAUGUAUAUUUGUAGUUUGGACCAAUAUAUUAAAUAUUAUUGGGUCAUUGAAUUAAAGCAAAAUUAUCAAAAUUCCACAAAAUAUAAUGAAAACAAUAAACAAAUCUACAAUAAAUUGUUCCGCUAAAAGUCUUUAGAAUUUUCAAGACUUUUAGCGAAACAUUUGUAGAUUUGUUUAAUGUUGUCAUUUUAUUUUGUGGAGUUUUGUGUUACUUCAAUUAUGAAUAGAUGGCUUUUUGUGUAGGGGUUUCAACCAUACACAUAGUAUUGUAUCAAUUAAUAUAUAAUCAUGUACAUUUAUAAAUUAUAAAUAAACUACAAUGGUGAUCAAACACUUAUUUUUAAAACUUAAAUUCAAAACUUCAAAUAAAACUUGGAACACUCAAAAAAUAAAAGUAGAAAGUAAUUAUAAGUAUAAAAUAUGUAUUAUAAAAUUUAGAUAUUAUGAAAAUCAUAAAAACAAUUACGGGAUUCCGUCAAACAUAAUCUCGCCCUACAUUUUGUACAACUCAUUGCUGUUUGUCCUUUGCAACAGUUUCGGCAUCGUCCUUUGGUUGUAAAAGUUGGAAAGUGUCCGAAAAGAUCUUUUCUGACAUCUUCUCCAGGUAUAGUCUACGAAUAUAUGACGUGACUACGAAUCUUCUUUUUCGGUGUCAUCGAUAAUGUCAUCACGGCCAGAUGGAUGACGUCACUAGUAUUAUGCCAAAAAAUCGUAAUUUAAAAAUAAAAAUCGAUCUGUUUCGGGAAUUUCUAUGUUUAUUUAGAUAAAAUCUAAUGAAUUUAUGCGUUACUUUAUAGACGCACUGUAUAUACCUAAUAUGUAAAAAAUAGAAUUCGAUAAUAUGAAAACAUACUGUAACAUUUUUUUAUACUAAUACUUUCAAGAAAUAUUGGCGGGAUAUACAUAUGAUUCAUACAUACAAGCUGGGACAUACAUACAAGCUUUUGGAGUAGAUAAGAACAUACGAUCAAUCAUUACAAACAUAAUAUACCAAAUGUUUUUAUCACUUUUCUGUUAAUUCUCUAAUGGGCAAAGUAGCUAAUAAGAAACAGUUAGUAUUUGUCCGUAUACCGGGUGAUGUAUCCAAAAAGAUACUCAUUCAAUUUUCAUCAGUACCUGCCAAUGUAUAUUCAAGGAUACUAUCUAAAUUGCCGCUAACCUGGCAAUGUAUUUUCAGAGAUACUACUUUUCAAAGUGGUCCUAUCUGUUUGUUUAUAAACAAAUCCUGAAAAUUAUUUUAUACGAUUGUUUCUUGCAGGCCUAAUUAUCUAGAAUUAUAGUUUACCAAUUCAUAUAAUAACUUAAAACAUUUAAAAAAUGAAUUUACUUUCCGAAUGACACAAACUAACACCUUUUUUGGAAGCCAUUUUUAGCACGCUUACAUAAAACGCUCUCUCAUUGGUGGAAAUCUCUGUGUAUGACAUUCAAAUUAAUUUAUUGGUUAGGCGAAUACUUUAUGGAGAGGGUACGUUUAAAAUCUCGCGGCAACUUUACGUAUAUAUAGAGAAAUUAAUUAUAAUAAACAACGUAUCCUGGAGUACACACCGCCAAGUUAAGGGUUAAGUUGUGAGAUAAAAAGGGAUGAACCUAGUAGAAGUGUUAAAUUUAGCGAUAGUAACUUAAAAAUUGACAUUUUAUUGAUUAUUUCCCACAUUUAGACGUAUCGGACGAGUUUGAGUAACGCCACUGUCACAGUGACAGUUUUAGUUGACAUACUCCUCUGAUACGUCUAAAGGUGGGAAGCAAUCAAUAUACAGUCGAACCUGAUUAUUGGAAUAGCUUUCGUGCUAAGCAAAAGUAUUCGUAUAACCGGGAUAUUCUAAUAACCGAUCAUUGGUAGCUAUUAAAAACGUUUUGGGACCUUAAAUAUCUAUUCCUUAAAACAGGAUAUUCCUAUAACAGGUAUUCUAAUAAGCGGGUUCGACUGUAAUGUCAAUGUAUAUGUUAUUAUCGCUAAUUUUAACACCUCUAAUAGUUUUAUUUCUUUUUAUCUCACAAUUUAAUAUGUUUUCCAUCUUUUGCGCUAUUUUGCCGGUUAUUAGCGCGCUCAUCACUGUAUAUAUACAAUACAUUUUAUUUUAUAUCGCAUUAAUUUUACUGCGCAGAAUAAUGAAAAUAUUAUAUUUUGUCAAAGGUGUAGGCAGAAUUUAUAGUUAAAUAUUAAAUUUAUACAGGACAAAUAAUUAUAUUUACAGUUUUUAACUUAUAUAUUCUAAUCAACAAAGUGAAAUGAUAAAAAAUGUAUUAUUAAUCUCAUACAUAAAUAAAAGUUAAUAAAAACCUCG
Messenger RNA from Diabrotica virgifera virgifera (western corn rootworm), 7475 nucleotides. Its product is annotated as dnaJ homolog subfamily C member 5 homolog. Gene Ontology annotation, cellular component: type Is terminal bouton. The record is from RefSeq and is a predicted model, not a curated record. The transcript is spliced from 6 exons. Bases 191 to 877 code for a protein of 228 amino acids. NCBI's taxonomy places the organism in Eukaryota, Metazoa, Arthropoda, Insecta, Coleoptera, Chrysomelidae. Gene Ontology annotation, biological process: regulation of neuromuscular synaptic transmission.